Elephantulus edwardii (Cape elephant shrew) is the source of this 1137-nucleotide messenger RNA. It is a transcript of the gene ZSCAN23, whose product is annotated as zinc finger and SCAN domain containing 23. NCBI's taxonomy places the organism in Eukaryota, Metazoa, Chordata, Mammalia, Macroscelidea, Macroscelididae. Gene Ontology annotation, molecular function: DNA-binding transcription factor activity, RNA polymerase II-specific; RNA polymerase II cis-regulatory region sequence-specific DNA binding. Gene Ontology annotation, biological process: regulation of transcription by RNA polymerase II. The coding region runs from base 1 to 1137 and encodes 378 amino acids. The transcript has 3 exons. The record is from RefSeq and is a predicted model, not a curated record.
AUGGCCACAGACUUGGUCCUUCAGACUCCAGAGACUCAGGAGAGACUUCUCACAGUGAUGGUAAAGGAGGAAGAAAAGGACCAGGCCCUUCACACCAGAGAGAUCUUUCGUAGACGCUUCAGGCAGUUGUGCUAUCAGGAGACCCCUGGACCCCGAGAUGCUCUUCACAGACUCCAGGAGCUCUGCCGACAGUGGCUGAGACCAGAGGUUCACACCAAGGAGCAGAUCCUGGAGUUACUGGUACUGGAACAGUUUCUGACCAUCCUGCCUGAGGAGCUCCAGGCCUGGGUGAGGGAGCACCACCCUGUGAGUGGAGAAGAGGCAGUGAUGGUACUCGAAGACUUGGAGAGAGAGCUGGAUGAGCCAGGAGAGCAGGUCCCAAUCCAUGCUCAUGGACUGGAAGAAUGUGUGAAGGAGACAACAACUCUUGGAGCAACCCAGGAACCUUCAGGAUCCCAGCUGGAAGCAUUAGAAGAAAAGCUUCAAUGUAACUUGCAAGAGAUGUAUCCAGUUCAAGAAAUUGAUGUACUAGGUGGUACUUGGAAUGUGGAAUUAGCUCCAAAGAGGGAGAUUUCUAAAGAUAUGAAGUGUCUUGUGGAACUAUCUGGAAAACGAAAUGGUGAUAUUUCUCAAGUUCCUGAAUGUGGAGACACCUAUGACAAUGAAGGAAGGUUGGAAAAACAGCGAAUUAGCUCUUCAGUGGAGAGACCCUUUAUCUGUAGUGAAUGUGGAAAAAGCUUCACCCAGAACUCCAUCCUUAUUGAGCACCACAGAACUCAUACAGGCGAGAAGCCCUAUGAAUGUGAUGAGUGUGGGCGGGCCUUCAGCCAACGGUCAGGCCUUUUUCAGCAUCAGAGACUCCACACAGGGGAGAAGCGCUACCGGUGUAGCAUUUGUGGCAAAGCCUUCAGCCAGAAUGCUGGGCUUUUCCAUCACCUCAGAAUCCACACUGGGGAAAAACCCUACCAGUGCAAUCAGUGCAAUAAAAGUUUUAGUCGGCGGUCAGUCCUUAUUAAGCAUCAGAGAAUUCACACUGGAGAGAGACCUUAUGAAUGUGAAGAAUGUGGCAAAAACUUCAUUUAUCACUGUAACCUCAUCCAGCAUCGGAAAAUCCACCCUGUAGCUCAAUCCAGAUAA